Molecule: messenger RNA, 2041 nt
Organism: Cajanus cajan (pigeon pea)
Lineage: Eukaryota; Viridiplantae; Streptophyta; Magnoliopsida; Fabales; Fabaceae
Source: RefSeq, a predicted model, not a curated record
GGAAGUUGGCAUCAAUCUUCUCUUUCAUUCACAAUUUCAGGAUGGCUGCUAUGCCCACAGUUUCCAAAAGCUUUCUCUUAUUUGUUAUUCUCAUUCUCAUGAUCAUGUCUCUAGCCACAGCCCAGCCAAGCUUUGUGAAAUAUUAUUGUGAUGACAACAAUGGCAACUACACUGCUAAUAGCACCUUCCAGGCGAAUCUCAACACCCUUCUCUCCAAACUCACUUCCAACACCGAAACCAACACCAACUACGGCUUCUACAAUUUCUCCAAAGGCCAAAACCAAAACUCUGACAAAGUCAACGUCAUUGGGAUGUGUAGAGGAGAUGUCAAUACAGAAGCUUGCACUAGUUGCCUCAAUGAUUCAGUAGUCCUUCUCACACGCCUUUGUCCAAACCAGAAGGAGGCAAUUGCGUGGUAUGAUUCGUGCAUGCUGCGAUACUCUAACCGCUCAAUAUUUGGAAUCAUGGAAUUUGAACCUUCAUAUUUAAUAUCCAACAACAAAUAUGCAACAAGCGUGGAUCGGUAUAAUGAAGUUGUUGAGGACCUGCUGAGAAGUCUAGCGAGCAAAGCUGCUUCCGGUGAUUCCCACCUUAAGUUUGCUGAAGCAAGUCAGAAAGGUCCAAGCUUUCAAACUGUAUUUGCUCAUGUUCAAUGCACACCUGAUUUAUCAAACUUACAAUGCAACCAGUGCUUGUUUAGAGCAAUGUCAUAUAUCCCAAAAUGCUGCUCUGGCAAGGUACGUGGCAGAAUUUUUAAACCCAGUUGUAAUCUUAGAUUUGACACCACCCCAUACUUGGAUCCUACUUAUGUGCCACCUUCACUCACACCGCAAUCACUUCCUUCUCCUUCUCCAUCCAUCCAUGCCACUUUCAGAAAAGGUAAGAGCAACUCGUGGCGAACUGUCAUAGCCAUAAUUGCGGCAAUUGUCUCCGUUAUGAUACUAGUCACCUUUACGUGCAUCUAUUUAAGACGAAGGAAGCCAAGGAUGUAUUUUGAAAGUGAAUCUGAAGCUGACUAUGACAUUGAACCUACUCAGACAUUACAAUUUGACUUCCAAGCCAUCAUAGAUGCAACAAAUAACUUUGCAGAUGCAAAUAAGCUUGGACAAGGUGGAUUUGGACCAGUCUACAAGGGUACGCUUCCCAGUGGCAAAGAAGUUGCUAUCAAACGGUUGUCCAGGGGUUCUGGCCAAGGAGAUAUAGAAUUUAAAAAUGAACUGCUAUUAUUAGCAAAGCUUCAACACCGAAAUUUAGUAAGGCUACUGGGGUUUUGUUUGGAAACAGGAGAAAGGAUACUGGUGUACGAGUUUCUUCCCAAUAAAAGCCUUGAUUACUUCAUAUUUGAUCCAAUCAAGCGUUUAUCUUUGGAUUGGGACAGGCGUUACAAGAUUAUCCAAGGUAUUGCUCGAGGUCUUGUUUAUCUUCAUGAAGAUUCUCGACUACGCAUUAUUCAUCGCGAUCUCAAAACAAGUAACAUACUUUUAGAUGAAGAAAUGAAUCCUAAAAUAUCAGAUUUUGGCAUGGCAAAAUUGUUUGCCACAGAUCAAACUCUUGGAAAUACACUUAGAGUUGUUGGAACCUAUGGAUAUAUGGCACCAGAAUAUGCAAUGCAUGGAUAUUUUUCAGUGAGAUCAGAUGUUUUUAGUUUCGGUGUAUUGAUUCUUGAGAUAGUGACAGGACACAAAAACAGUGAUAUCCGCCACCCGGACAGUGGUUAUGUAGAACAUCUAAUAAGCUUUGUAAGACUACAAUUUGUGUCGCAAAUAACAAUCUUCUUGGCCUUAAAAUAGUCCAUGACAUUGUACAAAUUCUUGCAGGCAUGGAGGAACUGGAGGGAAGGGACUGCAUUAAACAUUGUAGAUCAAACACUGGACAACAAUUCAAGAGACGAAUUAAUGAGAUGCAUCCAUAUUGGAUUACUGUGUGUUCAAGAAAACGAAGCCAACAGACCAACCAUGGCAACAGUUGUAACCAUGUUCAACGGCGACUCUAUCAGUCUUCCAGUACCCUCACAACCUGCAUAUUCUAUGAAUGCCAGAGU